AUGAAUCUACUACGCUACACGUCGAAAUCGAUUCAAAAGGCGAUCGAGCACCGAAUCGAACAUCGUCCGGAUCGAGAAAAUCUCCAUUGGAAUCCCGAAUUGGUUUCUGAAUCUCCCGCACCGGAUGAGAAGGCCUUAUCCUCAUCUUCUGCCGCGAGAUCUAAUCCGUACGUCGCUCGUGCUCCUACUGAAACUUCGGAUGCCUCGUUGAAAGAAACGAUGGAAUCUGUGAAAGGUGUGCUUGGGAGAUGGGGAAGGAGGGUUGGAGAAGCUGCAAUGAAGGCAGAGAGCCUUGCCGGGAACACGUGGCAACACCCUUUGCGUGCUGCAAUGGGAAGAAUUGCACAAAGUACAAAGGUUCUGGCAGAAGGAGGAUAUGAGAAAAUUUUCAGGCAAACCUUUGAAACUGUUCCAGAGGAGCAACUGCAAAAUUCAUUUGCGUGCUACUUAUCAACAUCAGCUGGUCCAGUCAUGGGAGUUCUUUACGUAGUAAUCCCAUUACAUCAGCUUAAAUCGGUUAACCCUUCGAUAAGCACAGUUAAUCCUGCAGAAAAGUACAUCCAGGUAAUCUCGGUCGACGACCAUGAGUUUUGGUUCAUGGGUUUCUUAAACUACGAAGGCGCUGUUACAUCUCUACAAGAUACAUUGCAAGCCGGUGCCUCAGUCUGUGUGAUAUAA
Messenger RNA from Arabidopsis thaliana (thale cress), 678 nucleotides. RefSeq names its product GRAM domain family protein (gene PRSL1). The record is from RefSeq and is marked reviewed. The transcript has 4 exons. Lineage: Eukaryota; Viridiplantae; Streptophyta; Magnoliopsida; Brassicales; Brassicaceae. Bases 1 to 678 code for a protein of 225 amino acids.